AUGCCUGAUUAUUCAAUUCCAGCGAAUUUGCCCGCUUUUCUUCAGAACCAAUUGAAGGAACUGGUGAAAGACUAUAAUGAUGAGCAUUUAACUGUAAAGGGUUACGAAACCAAGAGAAAACUACUGCUAGAUCAGUAUGCAAACAGUCAUAGGCUACCCAUCUCCCCGGCUAGGUCAGCUAGUCAAAAUAUGACUCCACUCCAUCGCAGAAAUCAAAGUUGCGGUUCCAAUAUACGCCCAACUCAUACUUCGCCUUUACAGGGGGAUACUAAUUCCAUUGCAUCUUCAAUGUACCAGAAUGAUAGUAGCACGCUAAACUCCUCGCUUAGAAAGUCUCAGAUUAAACACCGUCGUCAUCAAUCACUCUAUCGGGUCACUACAGGUAAUUCGGUCUCUGGGUACUCAAGUACUGGUUCCAAGAACAAAGCGCCUUCUGUGCAACUAUCUAUACCGUCAAAUGAAGUUUCGGGCGUGUCCUACAAUCCGAUGAUACCGCUUCUGGCGAGGGAACCCAGUCCUGUAGCGUUAGAUUCCUGGGAUACGAUUCUGCGGGGAAGGUUUGAACAUUACGCCGGAGAGACCGCUAUCGUGAAUGUUAACAUCAAGGGCAAAGAAACUUCUAUCUCUUGGGAUAAACUAUACCUAAGAGCUGAGAAGAUUGCGCACGUAUUGCAUAAGGAACGCCUGCAUAAAAUGGAUAAGGUCCUGUUGUGGUAUAACAGAAAUGAGAUCAUUGAAUUUGCAGUGGCAUUAUUUGGUUGCUUUGUGGCUGGUAUGGUCGCCGUACCAAUUUCCUUCGAGACUUACUCUUUAAACGAGAUAGUGGAAAUUAUUAAACUAACAAACUCGAAGCAUUUGCUUAUUUCUAAUGAAUGUUAUAGCCAGGCAGACAACUUACAUUCGACGUCGAAUCACACAAAAGUUAAGGUAAUAAAAAGUGACUUUUUUGCCAAAGUCAACUUCAUAAAAACUGAUGAUCUGGGCGUAUACUCCAAGGCGAAGUCUUCUGCCCCCAAGUUUGAUGUACCAGAUGUCUCAUACAUCGAAUUUACAAGAACUCCGCUCGGUAGGCUAUCAGGAGUGCUGAUGAAGCACAAAAUUCUUUCAAAUCAAUGCAAGAUACUGUCAAACGUCAUUAACUCUCGCGCUAUGUCUCAUUGGAAGAAGAGCAACAUCGUCAGACCAUUGCAUAAGAAAGAUUCCUUUACGAGGUAUACUAUUCUGAAUAGUCUUGAUCCAACUAGGUCUACAGGGCUUGUACUGGGAACUAUCUUCAACGUUUUUUCCGGUAAUCUUCUUGUCUCUAUCGAUCCCAGACUACUUCAAAGACCUGGCAGCUAUGAGAACCUAAUAGAUAGGUAUAAAGCUGAUCUUUUACUUAACGAUCAAUUACAGCUAAAGCAGGUGGUCAUCAACUACCUGGAAGAUCCACAAUCCACCAUCUCGAAGAAGCACAGAAUUGAACUCAGUUGUAUCAAAUGCUGUCUCACUUCGUGCACCACAAUAGACACAGACGUCUCCGACAUGAUUGUCAAUAAGUGGUUAAAAAAUUUGGGCUGCCUAGAUGCAUCAGUGUGUUAUUCUCCUAUACUAACUUUACUUGAUUUUGGAGGUGUAUUCCUUUCAGUAAGAGAUCAGCUUGGCCACUUGGACAAUUUUCAGGUCCACGACGCUAAGCUACGUUUGCAUGAUGAGUUAUUUGUGAAUAAAGAGAAACUGAGGGGAAACGUUGUCGAACCAAGCAUUACAGCAAUGAUGAAUUCUUCUAGCUCAUUCAAAGAAUAUUUGCGACUGGCUACCUUUGGAUUCCCUAUACCUGACGCAACAGUUUGUGUUGUGAAUCCCGACGACAAUACCCUAGUACCAGAUUUGACUGUUGGAGAGAUUUGGGCUCACUCACAGAGUCUCACUGACGAGUUUUACCAGAUGAACAGGAUAACUGAUUUUGUCUUUAGAGCUAAGUUGAACUAUCCCAAAAUGUUUAGCUUUUUAGCUCAGGAAGGCUCGUCGUCUGUCGCAAAUGAAAGAUUAAACACCAUCAUGAAUGUUUGUCCCUCUUCAAUUACUUUUCUGAGAACUAAACUUAUGGGAUUUGUUCACAACGGUAAAAUUUACGUUCUGUCUUUAGUGGAAGACAUGUUUCUGCAGAAUCAGUUGGUCAGGCUGCCGAACUGGGCUCAUACUUCGGACUUAAAUAAGGUGAAGCAAUCCAAUGACGACGAUAACUUUAUUGCUCAGAAAAACUAUAAUGGAACUUUUCCAAAGAUGAAAAGAGUGGUACAAACAUAUUAUUUGCAGCAGAUUACGGAAACCGUGGUGAGGACUGUCAAUACAGUCUUAGAAGUAUCCGCAUUUGAACUUGAUCACAACAAAGCAGAACAUUUUUUGGCGGUUGUUGUGGAGAGUUUUAUUGCCAGGACAGCGGCCACAGAUGAGCCAGUGAUCGCAAGCGUUGCAGAACGGCAGAAAGAAAUCUUACUAAAAAAGAUGAAUGAUUUGACAGAACAAAUCUAUCGAAUCCUUUGGAUCUUUCACAGAAUUCAGCCCUUUUGUGUUAUUGUCGUACCUCCAAACUCAUUGCCAAGACGAUACUGCUCUUUAGAGCUUGCCAAUAGCACUGUAGAGAAGAAGUUUUUCAGUGGUGAAUUGGAUGCUAAAUUUGUCAAGUUCCAGGUUGACAAUAUUGUGCUGGAUUUUUUACCACAUUCUCAGUAUUAUAAUGAGAGUAUUUUCUCUAAUCACCUCUCCAGCCUAAGGAGGUCAGCACUGGCAGAGGAGUUUAAGGAAGAGAAUCCCUCCUCAUCGGAGGCAGGUCUGCAGAUGUCUGGUAUUGAUUACAGAGAUGCGUCGAUCGACUUGAAGACUGGUAAAGUAUUAACUGAUUACGACAGUAUUUUGCGAAUUCUCGAAUUCAGAAUAAAAAACGGUUCCGAUAGCGUCUCCUUCAGCGAUGGGAGUGAAUCAACAGGCUCGAGUAAUGAAAAUAAUAUCAACAAAAAAGUUACAUGGAGUUCCUUUGACACCAUAGUAGCAUCAUUCAUCAAAAAGAUUGUGGGAUCAAAAACCCCUAUGAAAGCUGGUGACAGGGUCAUAAUCAUGUGCGAAAACUCAGUUGAGUACGUUGCAAUGAUCUUGGCGUGUAUGUAUUGUAACUUUAUCAUCAUACCAUAUGCUGUCCUUGAUGAGAAUGAUGCGGAGAACGCUACAAAAAAAUUCGCCAACGUCGUAAAAGCAUAUGGCGUUAGCAGGAUUUUCACCGACGCUAGGACAUUCAAUCUGCUCGAUAAUGGAAUCGCGAUCGCCAAAGCUAUGAAAAGAUACAAGCAUUUCUUUCCCAAGAUAUCGUCUUUCUCCAAGGUCAAGAAAAAAUCGGGCCUGUCAAUCAAGACAUUCCAAAACCUUCUAAAAGAAAAAUACGCGACGAAACCUGGCACUGACCCGACUGCAGUGCCUAGCGUAGUAUGGAUUAAUCAUGAAAAUGAUGCAAGAAGCAAUAUUCACGUCAACAUGACCCACUCAGCGCUAAUGAAGUCUUGUAAAAUUGUAAAGGAAACUUUACAGUUGUCGUCGAGCCAUCCAAUAUAUUCUCUUUCUGCGCAUACCAAUGGAAUGGGAUUUAUAAUGAGCUGUCUCUUGGGAAUAUACGUUGGUUGUACAACGAGAUUAUUUAGUUUGCCAGAUGUUAUUUCCGAUCCAAGAAGUUUCUUACUGGGCUUGCAAAAUUCGGGAGUCAAGGACCUUUAUCUCAAACCGGAUACAUUCCACAUAUUGAUAGAGAAGGCAAAUUCAUUGGUUACAAAUAAGACCACUGCUAAAGCGACGAAGAAGAGUGCAUCUACGGUUCUCAGACCGGACAUUUUUAAAAGCGUGGCAAACAUCAUGCUACCAUUCACCGGGAGACCAGAGCAUUCGAAUAUCGAGAAUUUGCUUAAGCGGAAUCCAGCACUAGAGUUAAACUUGACGCAGAUAAGCUACAUUUACCAUCAUCACUUCAACCCUUUUAUCGCUCUACGUUCAUACCUAGGCAUCCCUCCAGUGAAUCUUUAUCUGGACCCGGUUGCUCUUCGAGAAGGGACAGUGGAUAUGGUAGAACCAUCAGCUGCGGGGGCAGGAAAUUUCCUUCGAAUACAGGAUUCAGGCAUAGUUCCAGUGUGCACCGACGUCGCAAUCGUGAACCCAGAAACUCACCUUCCUUGUUAUGAGGGAGAAUUUGGUGAAAUUUGGUGCUGUUCUGAAGCGAAUGCGUUUAGUUAUUCUAUUUGCAAUGAAUCGCUUAACUCGAAGGCAUCGCGAUCAUUGACUAAAGAUCCCUUCAUUACGGAUCAGUUCAAGAGUAAGCUCAGAAGCGACAUUCACAAGGGAUUAACAUAUUUGAGAACAGGAGAUUUAGGCUUGAUGAAGAAAAUGCCAUGCAUGGACGCGCAAGGAAACACAGUGGAGCUUUGCCUUUUAUUCGUGCUGGGAAGCAUCAAUGAGACAGUUGAGAUCCUGGGAUUAACUCACUUUGUGAGUGACUUGGAAAGAACUGUUUUAGCUGCUCAUAGAGACAUAGAAAGGUGUAUUAUAGCAAAAGCCGGAGGAUUGCUUGUUUGUUUAAUUAAGUGCACUAGCAAUUCGCAAGCCCGAUUUGCUAGUUUGACGGCCCUCAUAGUCUCAGAGCUGCUUAGAAACCAUGGAGUAAUACUUGAUCUUUGCGCAUUCAUAAAAAAGGGGACUCAGUCACCUAAUGACUGGUCAAAGAAUAGGGUUACAGUAAUGAGACAAUGGUUCGAUCAGACCCUGACAAUAGAAGAACAGUUUGGUAUCAAUUUCGGUGAGAACAUCUCGAUGUACCUACUGUCCGAAUUUGAAAAGGGAACAUAG
This is a messenger RNA of Torulaspora delbrueckii, 4863 nucleotides long. RefSeq names its product Cmr2p (gene CMR2). The transcript has a single exon. Lineage: Eukaryota; Fungi; Ascomycota; Saccharomycetes; Saccharomycetales; Saccharomycetaceae. The coding region runs from base 1 to 4863 and encodes 1620 amino acids. The record is from RefSeq and is a predicted model, not a curated record. Gene Ontology annotation, cellular component: cytosol.